This is a messenger RNA of Cyclocybe aegerita, 930 nucleotides long. Lineage: Eukaryota; Fungi; Basidiomycota; Agaricomycetes; Agaricales; Hemipholiotaceae. The record is from the annotation of a GenBank genome assembly.
AUGACCCCGGGACAGGAUAGCUGGGCCCUCUGGUGUACCCGGCGGUGGUAUAGGGAAAGAGAGCGUGCAGGACAUGGUGGCGCUUAUCCUUAUGGGGCUGGCGACGGUUUUGCUGAUGUCUUAGCAGCCGAAGAACAAUCUCUAUUUAAAUACGGCAAGCUGAAUAUUAAUGCACGUACAAAGAUACCUUUCAUUGGGUGUAUCCACUUCAAGUUCGCAGAGGCUGCAAGCUUCGUCCGGGUCGUCGAAAUAGGUAUUCGCGCUGCGCUGGGGGACCUGGAUGUAAACAUCCGCAACUUGAACUUUUUGAAUGGGAAAGCUUCACGGAAGUUGCCGUUUGCGAUCUGUGUUUACGAUCUCAUCGGUUACAUGGGUACCCGUGGACUCCUAGGGUACAUCAUAGGCGCUGUUCGCCAUGCAGCAUACAACCAAUAUGAUUCUUAUCCCGGGGGCCUUGGCCAUGGCAUUAUCGAAUUCAUCCUCAGCCUUAACGGUCCUGAUGACUACGAGAAGAUGGACAGCCUUGUUCGUAAAAUUACGUGGGUAGAUAAGAAGUCGACCCCCAGCCCCGAGCUACAACGGAAGUACUCUGAAAUGGGAUUUUCUGACUGGGAUGUGUACGGGCGACCGGAUCAACAUCUUGAUUGGCAUACCCUGUUGCAUGGAAUUCAAGGCGCAAUAGCAUUGUCUGCUAUUCAGAGUGGCAAUUUGGAGCAUCUAGUCGAAAGUACUUCAUUUUUAGUUGAUUUCCUCAAAGAUGGCCUCUUCUGCGAGUGGGCCUAUUUCAUCGACUUCAAAAAUCAGAAACUCGAGACAUGGACAGAUGGACGGAAAUGGAGAGAGACAACUUUUCAGGUUAUCCUUGAAAGGCGGCACACUGCCAAUUACUGGGAUAAGGAUGACGAUGAUAAAGGCUCAGAAAACAAAUAG